Messenger RNA from Linum tenue, 2459 nucleotides. The record is from the annotation of a GenBank genome assembly. NCBI's taxonomy places the organism in Eukaryota, Viridiplantae, Streptophyta, Magnoliopsida, Malpighiales, Linaceae.
UCUCUCUCUCUCUCUCUCUCUCUCUCUCUGCCUGAUUAAUUAGUGAUUCCGCCCCGGCCGCCCUCCUUCCACAGUGCUAGCCACGCCAAACAAAUGCAAACACCACUCCCCUUGCUUUCACCUCUCUUGCUCUCGCUCUUCUCCACUCUCCUACUUCCUCUCUUGUUCGCUUUGCUCCUACCGUCCGCUCCUCCUCUUUCUGUCCCUGCGUUCCUCGCCAUGGAUGCGCCCUAGACGGCUACCAAUUUCCCUUUCACUUUCCCCCCCUCUUCCAUUUUCAUAUAUAUCCAUCCCCCCUCCCCCAACCUCCCUUCCUCUCUUCCAUAUUCUUCUCCUCCUCCAAUCUCUCUGUCACAGCUCCACCGCUUCUUCCUUUUGUUUUCCCUCCCUUGAUAGUGAAGCAAUGUUGGUGGAUCUCAACCUCAGCGUCGUUUCCCCUUACCCCGGCGAGAUGGACGGCGGGUGUGGCGGGAAUAACAGAAAGCGGGGUCUGGACUUCUCGUCGUCUAACAACAACAAUCAAGUGGAGAGCUCCGGGAGCUUCGAUUCCUCCUCCGUCGUCAAUGUCGACCGGAAUGCCGGCAAUGCUGCUGCUCCCGGCGACGAGGACUCCUGCUCCAACACGGGCGACGAUGUGUUCGGCUACAGUUUCCGUAUCUUGACGGAGCAACAGCGGGACUUGAAGAAGAUGAUGGCACUUGAGGAUGAGCAGAGUAAUGAUAAUAAUAAUCAUGAUGGGACUAUUCAGCUCUUCCCCAUAGGCGGCGGCGGCGGCGGCGGUGGGGGAAGGGGAGGUGGAAUCGACGCGCUGGCUCACUGUUUGCGCUCGAGGAAGCAGUGGCUGGAUCUCGGUGGGAGGGAGGUUGAGUAUGGCGGUCUGGCGGAGAAGAUUGUCGCUCAGGUUCAGCAGCAGCAGCAGCAGCAACAGCAGCAGCAGAAGCCUCCGGCGAAGAAGAACCGCCGCGGUCCUCGCUCCAAGAGCUCCCAGUAUCGCGGCGUCACGUUUUACCGGCGGACCGGCCGCUGGGAAUCCCACAUUUGGGAUAGCGGGAAGCAAGUUUACCUUGGGGGAUUCGACACUGCUCAUUCUGCCGCUAGGGCGUAUGAUCGAGCUGCGAUCAAAUUCCGUGGAGUCGAUGCUGAUAUCAACUUCAAUGUCAGCGAUUACGAUGAGGAUAUUAAGCAGAUGAGCAAUUUUACCAAGGAGGAAUUCGUUCAUAUCCUUCGUCGCCAGAGCACUGGAUUCUCAAGGGGAAGCUCCAAGUACAGAGGAGUGACACUCCAUAAAUGUGGGAGAUGGGAAGCUCGAAUGGGCCAGUUUCUGGGAAAGAAGUACAUAUACCUUGGCCUUUUUGAUAGCGAGAUAGAAGCCGCGAGGUCCUUGUUAUGAACCAUUAAUCGGAUCUUAGAGUCGUCUUAACAAUCUUGACUGCUUGUAACCUUAAUUUUUCCAACUUGGGAUUGAGAUGGUUUUGGUUGGUUUUUCUCUGGAAACCAGGGCCUAUGAUGAAGCUGCCAUCAAAUGCAAUGGGAGGGAGGCUGUCACCAAUUUUGAUCCCAGUUCAUAUGAUGGAGAUAUCACAUCUGAGGUGAUCAAGCCCGAAGAUCAAAGUCUUGAUCUGAACUUGGGCAUUGCACCUCCUGAUGCAACUGAAUCCAAAAGGCUAAACAGCAGUGUAGGUGGUGGCUUUUGCAUUCCAGGUGGCCUGGAUUCUAUGUGCUUGGACAAGAUCCCCAGGAUCUUCAACUCUACUUCAGCAGCAAUGAACAGUCAUCAACUGUCCCGUGGUCCUGCCAUGGGGGCUGGUCCAAACCCCGGUUCCUUUCCUAUCUCUAAGGAAAGAGCAAUGGAGAAGAGGGUGGGGAUGGACCCUAUGCUAAACUGGGCAUGGAAAAUGCACAGUCCAUACGGCAGGGAAAACAUCGCACUGCCAUUCUUCUCUACUGCAGCAUCAUCAGGAUUCGUCGCUUCUUCGACAGCUACUACGACUACUACUACUACUACUGCACCGAUUUCUGCUGCAGCAGCUCCACAACUUCACUUCCCAAAAUCGACCAUCCUCCACCACCAUUACUCUCCUGCGUCCGGCACCAUCUUCUAAGUUCUAUAGCUAGCAUGGAACGGGAGAAAAUGAUCUCAGCUGGAAGUUUCAUCGACUCGUCUAACAGUUUAGCCAUAAGUAUCAGAACCUCCUUCUCCUUUGUCUCCUCAAUUUUUACUAGGGUAAAAAGCUGAGAGAGUGUAAUUUGAUUGGUACGCUCCAACUCCAAUUGCAACUAUGUUCUAUGUAGGAGAGAUGUAAUUUUCCCCCUCACCCUCCCAUUAUCCCCAGCUUUUUUUUGCAAAGCUCCUCUAUCACAAUUGGAAAUUUUUUUGACCUUCGCGGCUCUGUGUAAAUAUAUGAAUCAAUUGUCAUUUCCCACCUACUGUUCGUCUGUGCCUGCAUUCUCCACUACAG